AAAACGAAACUAUUUUUCAAUACAUAUUCCAACUUUCAUUGAGUCUCAAGAUAUACUUUUUAAUUGUUUUUUUUUUUCAAGAAUUUACCUGUUGGAAGAACCCCACCAGAAGAAAACUCCAAAAAACAGAUUAAAGAUCCCAACUUUGAGUUUUUCUUUGAACAAUUUUAAGUUUUAGUGAAUCUCAAGAUGUAAUUUUUUUCAAGAAUUCAUCUUUUAGGAAAACCCCAUAAGAAGAGAACUCCAAAAACAGAUUCAAAAUCUCACCUUUUUUUAGAUCUUUUCAACAUUUUUCAGUUUAUAGAAAUCAUUGAAUAAGGAAGAGGGGAUUUAACAAAAAGUGGGGAAAAAAAUGUCAUUUGUUUUAGGGGUUGUGUUUGGAAUAGCAUUUGGACUUGCUAUAAUAGUUGCUUUUGUGAAAUCUGAAAAUGCUAGAUCCAAACAACGUACUGAUCUGGCUAGUGGAAUUGCUUCAUUUGCUAGAAUGACAGUGGAAGAUUCAAGAAAAAUCUUUACACCAGAACAAUACCCUUCUUGGGUUGUUUUCUCAAAUCAGCAAAAGUUGGCAUGGCUUAAUUCUCAUCUUGAAAAGAUCUGGCCGUAUGUGGAUGAGGCAGCAUCAGAACUAGUAAAGUCAAGUGUUGAGCCAAUUUUGGAACAAUAUAGGCCUGUGAUUUUGGCGUCUUUGAAAUUUUCAAAGUUCACUCUUGGUACAGUUGCUCCACAAUUUACAGGGAUUUCUAUUAUUGAAGAUGGAAGUGAGGGUAUUACUAUGGAAUUAGAGAUGCAAUGGGAUGGGAAUCCAAGCAUAAUACUCGAUAUCAUGACUUAUGUUGGUGUAGCAUUACCAGUGCAGGUGAAGAACAUCGCGUUUACUGGUAUUUUCAGGCUCAUCUUCAGGCCACUUGUUGAUGAGUUUCCUUGCUUUGGAGCUGUAUGUUAUUCUCUAAGGCAGAAGAAAAAGCUGGAUUUUACGCUUAAAGUAAUUGGUGGUGACAUGACAGCAAUUCCUGGCCUUUCUGAUGCAAUUGAGGGAACCAUCCGGGACGCUGUUGAAGACUCUAUCACGUGGCCAGUUCGGAAAGUUAUUCCCAUUUUACCUGGGGAUUAUAGUGACCUUGAACUGAAGCCUACCGGAGUAUUGGAGGUGAAACUUGUUCAAGCAAAGGAGUUAACAAAUAAAGACCUCAUUGGAAAAUCUGAUCCUUUCGCUGUAUUAUAUGUACGCCCUCUACGAGACAGAAUGAAGAAGAGCAAAAUAAUUAACAACGAUUUGAACCCAAUUUGGAAUGAGCAUUUUGAGUUUGUAGUCGAAGAUCCAUUGACACAACACUUGGUGGUAAAAAUCUAUGACGAUGAAGGGCUUCAGUCAGCUGAACUAAUUGGAUGUGCCCAUAUCUGUUUGAAUGAGCUUGAGCCUGGUAAAGUGAAGGAUAUCUGGUUGAAGUUGGUGAAAGAUUUGGAAAUUCAGAGAGAUCAGAAAAAUAGGGGCCAGGUGCACUUGGAGCUAUUGUACUGCCCGAAUGGCAUGAACAACGGGCUAAGUAACCCUUUUUCUCAGAAUGAGUCAAUGACUUCAUUAGAGAGAGUUCUUAAAAACUCGGCAGAAGGAAAAGAAGCUAGUCCAAACGGAAGUGAAAUCAACAAUAGAAGAGAGGUAAUAGUACGAGGGGUACUUUCUGUUACUGUGGUAUCAGCUGAUGAUCUGCCCCCAGCUGAUAUAGGGGGGAAGGCUGACCCCUACGUUGUUCUGAUCAUGAAGAAGGCUCAAAUCAAGAACAAAACCAGGGUUGUAAAUGAAAGUCUAAACCCGGUAUGGAAUCAAACUUUUGACUUUGUUGUUGAGGACGGAUUACAUGACAUGCUAAUGCUGGAAGUCUGGGACCAUGACACAUUCGGAAAGGAUUUCAUGGGAAGAUGCAUACUGACUUUAACAAGGGUUCUAAUGGAAGGUGAAUACAAAGACUCGUACGAAUUAGCCGAGGCUAAAUCAGGGAAACUGAACCUGCAUCUCAAAUGGAAUCCACAGCCAAUAUACAGAGACCACUAAUGAUGAACAUCAAACUUCAGUUUUACAUUCUUGUUAGUUUGUACAGGGAGUAACAUUUCUUUGAUUCCGUAAUAGACUGGGAACGACAACACGUAUAAUCGAAUAUUUCUGUACAUGAUUUAUUAUAAACAGAAGAGAGAUAUUGUAAAGCUGUGAAACUUUUGAAGAGAAGCUGAAGUUGAAGCUGGACAAGAAUAAAAAUUGAGUAAUUUUUCAAGUCGGAAGUUAUUAUGUACUACUAGCAACUCACUUUUUAGCCUUGGCUAUAUGACAAUUUUUCAUUUGUUGAA
Molecule: messenger RNA, 2340 nt
Organism: Solanum pennellii
Lineage: Eukaryota; Viridiplantae; Streptophyta; Magnoliopsida; Solanales; Solanaceae
Product: synaptotagmin-5-like
Exons: 13
Coding region: 353-2050 (565 amino acids)
Cellular component (GO): endoplasmic reticulum
Molecular function (GO): lipid binding
Source: RefSeq, a predicted model, not a curated record